Messenger RNA from Lolium perenne, 414 nucleotides. Lineage: Eukaryota; Viridiplantae; Streptophyta; Magnoliopsida; Poales; Poaceae. The record is from RefSeq and is a predicted model, not a curated record.
AUGCGGAUGUUAUCUUAUGGAAUAGCUGCUGAUUUAGCGGAUGAGUACAUCCGCUCAGCAGAAUCCACAAAUUUAGAGUCUUGCAAGAAAUUUGUGAUCAAAGUUUGCGAAGUAUUUGGGGACAAGUACCUAAGAUCUCCAAACGCAGAAGAUACUGCAAGAUUGCUUGCAAUAGGGGAGGAAAGAGGAUUCCCUGGGUCUAACAAUGAUUUGAAUGUUCUUCAACGUUCUCCCGUGUUUGCAAAGCUAGCGGGAGGCGAAGCUCCAGAAGUGAAUUAUAGUAUCAAUGGUCAUCAGUACACAAUGGGGUAUUACCUUGCAGAUGGACCUGCUAAAGGUUGGAAGCGUAAAGAAAUUGGUGAUGUCAUGACAGCUUGUGUCAUAAUGCACAAUAUGAUCGUUGAAGAGGAGUGA